GGCCCCUGAGGGCCCCGGGUCUGGCGCACGGCCGCGGGCUCCGCAGAGGGCCCCGCGAUGACCGCGCCGAGCCGCGGCGAGCCUGUCGAGGCGGGCAGCAAGGAACACAUGCAUGGAAAGAUGACACCUCUAAAGAGCUCCAUGCCCUGCACAGAGGAAUCAGAACAGGUCCAGGAGCCCCCAGAGAGCAGUCUGCACUGGUCGGAAGGCUUGAGGGCUGAAGACAUAAAGAAGUAUGGCCGGGAAGGGACACUAAUGAGCAAAUACAACCAGCAGUACCACAAGCUGUUUAAAGACAUCCCCUUGGAGGAGAUGGUUCUCAAAGUGUGUUCCUGUGCCCUCCAGAGAGACCUCCUUCUCCACGGCCGGCUCUACAUCUCCCCCAACUGGCUUUGCUUCCAUGCCAGCCUCUUUGGCAAGGAUAUCAAGGUGGUCAUUCCUGUGGUAUCUGUGCAACUGAUCAAAAAACACAAGAUGGCGCGGCUCCUUCCCAACGGACUGGCUAUUACCACCAACACCAGCCAGAAGUAUGUCUUUGUGUCUCUGCUCUCCCGGGACAGUGUAUAUGACCUGCUGAGGAGGGUCUGCACUCAUCUACAGCCAUCCAGCAAGAAGAGCCUGAGCGUAAGGAAAUUCCCAGAGGAAGCUGAGUGCGCGUCCCCGGACGUGCUUACCCCUGAGAUAAAGUGGAGAAAAGUACGCCCCGCCUCCCCAUCCCUGUCACUCCCAGAUGGCAUCUCCUGCAUCUCUCGGACACCCACAGACUCCACAGAGAGCUGCUUCCCCUCUAGGAAGCUGCCAGCGACCGAGACCGUCUGUGAGGAAGAUGUCCUGGAGGAAGAGUCCACCGCGGAACAGGAACUGAGGCUGUGGGAUUCCCGGCUCCUCAAAGUCAUCUUUGUGAUGUAACAGCCACGUGGUCUUCAUCCCCAUGCCUUCUUCAUGGAUGCUCUGGGCGCUGUCUCUACCAACGAUUCCUGGGGUUUAUACUGCAGCUGUGCUGGGACUGUAUGAAGGACCAUAUUCCAGACCCUUUCUCCUGCCCCUCCCCCAACACUCUCCCCCUCAAUGAGCGAUCUGAAGUACUUGUUUACAGAUUACCUGGCUCCUACAAUUUUUGGACUCAAACAAAAUGUUAGAUUUUGUGUGCGUGUGUGUGUGCGCUUUAAUCAGUUCAGGAGUUCUGUAAGCUUCAGCCUAAGUGAUGGAGAACAUACUAACUUGUUUUUUCUAAACAGUGGCUCUGGCACACCGACAGAGGCCUGGGAGCCACCUCCAGGGGCAAGGGCAUGCUUUGACACCUGGGUUGCCGCUUGCUGUCACAUGACACUGUAGUGUGCCACCUGGGGGGGGGGCGGGCAGAAGGAGGGGGAGGGUAACAGGCCCAGACUGCCUCUGUGAGUGCUGCUGCCUCCUGCCAUUCUGUGAUCUCACUCUGGCCUUGCAGAGUCCUUGUUCUGGAGCCCACAGGACUUCUCUGCAGGGCGCCAGCACGGGGCUUGGGAGAAGGCAGGGAUGUGGAGAAGAGAGCUCAUGGCAAAGAGUGCUCCAAGCUGAGCUGAGUGACCUGGGCUGGCCCUCCUGGAGCUGUCUAGCUGAACCUGGAGAUAGGCCACCUACAGGGGAGGAAUGGAUGGGGCUGAGUUAGGAGGUCCUUGUUCUGGAGCAGCCCCCUCUUUGGUAGGACAAGGGGAACCAGGACUUUGCAGUAGGGCCUAGUCCCUGUGGUCACAGACAAGCUCCACGGCCCUGGCCGUGAGUGGCAGGAAGGCAGGGACUUUGACUGAAGGGCCAGUGGUUGGUGUACUGUUGGGCAGCCUGGCUGGGCAGUGGGGUCUGGCAGUUUGGGUGCUUCCUGGCAGAGCUCGGUCUCGUUAUGCAGGACUGUAGUCGCCAGAUGGUCCACGCCACUCCAUAGGGCCCAGCGAUCAUGAAUAAGCUGUGAGUGUCAGUGGGACGGCCCAGUGCAGAGACCAGGGGAAAAGGUCUCCAUCCCCAGGGAGACGAUGGGUGGGAGACGAGGUGGGUGCACACUGAUGGCUUUGCCAUAGGCUUUCUCUAUCUACUUGUCUUCUAAAACAAAGUCUCGUUCAUCCCCUCGGGACUCUCAUCUGCUAAGACAGGGCCUUUGAAGGUUCUAGAAAAGCCUUAGGGAGGAAGCCAGGGGUAUCAAGGAAAGCCAUCAAGGCCCAGGCAGUGGGUGGGAGGUGCUAGGGAGAGGCGUUGUUUCCCCUUGUCUUGUGCCGGGGUUUUAACUGGGGGAAGAAAUCCAGGUGGAAAUUAUUGCAGAGUUGUGAUUGUCUCACUCAGGAUGAAUCCAAGAAAGGCUGGAGAGAGGGAGAACAGGUGACAGCUCCCUGAGCUCAGCUAGAGGUGCCUUUACCACCACCCUAUGCUAGUGUCAAGGGCUGAGUGAGGAACUGAGCCUUAUACAUUCUCUGUACCAAAUCCUCACAUCUCAGGUGAACCAGGGCCCGUCUGGUCCCCUCCGAGCCAAACCCUCACAUGCUGUUCUUUAAUGUCUGCCCUUCCCGCUUUAGCCACCCCAUCCCUGUCUGCCAUCACAUUUUCAGGGAAGCAACCCUUCCUGCCCCAGCGCUUUCCCUCCCUGGUCUCUGCCAAAAGGUAAGAAGACAAAUCCAUCUCCGAGGCUGAGCCAGGGUUGAGAGGUACCAAGUCACAAGUGCCUGUGCCAACGUGCUGUGGAAAGCCGUGUCUCCAACCACGGCUCAGAAAGGGCAGGCUGUGGGGUAGCUAGCCUUGGAGGUCUGCUUGGGGCCAGGGCUUUGUGUGACACAGCUGUGUGUCUCCUCUUUGUCCCGAUUCUGCUCCUUUGGAGGAGCUGUGUGUCGGCUGAGGCUGUCAUAAUCUGUGAGUAUUUCUGCAUUCCCAGUUGCGUUGGCCAACACGCCUCUGCUUCUCUGAGGGUCUGGUUCAGUAACAGUGGGCUGUCCAUCAUGGCAUUAGCCUUUGGGAUUAAAAAAAAAAUGGGUUAAAUCCUAGGUACUAAAAACAUGUUUUUUAAAAAAAUAAAAACCUUGAUUUUUCUAGUGUCCUGUGGUGAGGAAACACCCUUUUACCGUGUGUGUGUGUGUGUGUGUGUGUGUGUGUGUGUGUAUGUGUGUAUUUAAGCCAGAGGACAGCUUUGGGUGUUUUCCUCAGGCACCAUCCACUUUGAGACAGGGUCUCUUUCUCUCUCUUUGUCUGUCUGUUAUUUAACUUUAUUUUAUGUGUCUGUCUGUCUCUAUCUAUCUAUCUAUCUAUCUAUCUAUCUAUCUAUCUAUCUCUAUUGCUAUCUCUCUCUGUUUUCUCUCUCUUCCUCUCUCCCUUUCUAUCUUGAAACAUUUUAUUGAUUCUCUGUGAAUUUCACAUCAUGCAACCCAAUCCCACCAUCUCCCGGUCCCUCCAUAUCCACCCUUGCAAUCUUCCCCCCCAAAGAAAACAAAACAUAGAA
This is a messenger RNA of Meriones unguiculatus (Mongolian gerbil), 3454 nucleotides long. RefSeq names its product GRAM domain containing 2A (gene Gramd2a). Gene Ontology annotation, cellular component: extrinsic component of cytoplasmic side of plasma membrane; organelle membrane contact site; endoplasmic reticulum membrane. Gene Ontology annotation, molecular function: phosphatidylinositol-4,5-bisphosphate binding. The record is from RefSeq and is a predicted model, not a curated record. The coding region runs from base 58 to 909 and encodes 283 amino acids. The transcript is spliced from 11 exons. Gene Ontology annotation, biological process: regulation of store-operated calcium entry. NCBI's taxonomy places the organism in Eukaryota, Metazoa, Chordata, Mammalia, Rodentia, Muridae.